AUGGCGGAGUACAACCGGCUGAAGGCCGCGCUGCUGGACAUGAGGCCCGGGGGGCGGAGCCAGCAGAGGGACAUGGAGGAGAGGCGGAGCCUAGUGGACGCCAUGUUCAAGCAUCUGGACGCCGACGAGGACGGACGGCUGGUCGGGGACGAGCUGGACCAGAUCUCGAUGAAGCAGCACCCUGAGGACCGCCUGCUGGAGUGCACCCCCCAGGACCUGCUGCGCUACGACGACUACAACAACGACCGGCACCUCAGCCGGCACGAGUUCUACAUGGCGUUCCAGGUGGUCCAGCUGAGCCUGCCGGAGGACCAGUCGGUCAGCGUCUCCACGGUAACGGUGGGCCUCAGCGCCGUCCUCACCUGCGCCAUCCAGGGGACGCUGCGCCCGCCCAUCAUCUGGAAGAGGAACGGCGUGGUGCUGAACUUCCUGGACCUGGAGGACAUCAACGACUUUGGGGACGACGGCUCUCUGUACAUCCUGCGGUGA
Messenger RNA from Pseudoliparis swirei, 489 nucleotides. Its product is annotated as follistatin-related protein 5-like. NCBI's taxonomy places the organism in Eukaryota, Metazoa, Chordata, Actinopteri, Perciformes, Liparidae. The coding region runs from base 1 to 489 and encodes 162 amino acids. The record is from RefSeq and is a predicted model, not a curated record. The transcript is spliced from 4 exons.